AGCUAAAAAAGCAAUUACCUUACAUGAUUCCCAGUUUGGCACUGAAUUGAGUUAUAAAAUGGCGUACUACAUGAACCAAGCCAGAGCACUCUUGAUCUUUUUUCUCUGGCACUGCAUUGUUGAAGUUUUAGGUCCUCCUACACUCAGCUGCUUAACACCGCCUACUAUUCAAAUGGCUACGUCUCUUCAAGAACGUCCUUCUCAGCAACGUACAGCUGCAACACAGGGUACCAACUGUCUGGAUCCCCCACAGCAAUUUGUGAAAGGGAAGACUUUUACUGGGACUCUAUAGCCACAUGUAUGAUAGUGGAUUGUGGUCCCUCUCCCUCUAUUUCCAAUGGGUCACCUGGUACUCCAACAAGGACAACAUUUGGAGGGACAGGGACGUACAGCUGUAAUACUGGUUACGUACUGUCAGGAUCAUCCACUGUUACAUGUCAAGCCAGUGGAAGUUGGAGCACUAUACCAAUUUGUCAACCCAUCUGUGGAUCCCCUCCUUCUAUCUCAAAUGGAUCUCCUGGCACACCCACUAGCAUCAUACAAGGAGGGACUGUGAUGUACAGUUGUAACUCUGGCUAUCAACUGUCGGGAUUAGCUACUGUGGUCUGUCAAGAUAGCGGAAAUUGGAGCCCGAGGCCAAAUUGUUUAGCUAUUUGUGGCUCCCCACCAUCAAUUUCCAACGGGUCACCUGGUACACCAACAAGCACAGUAGCAGGAGGAACAGUGACAUACACCUGUAACAAUGGCUACCAACGUUUAGGAUCCGCUACAGUGACCUGUCAGGCUAGUGGAAGUUGGAGUACUACACCAAUAUGCUUAGGUAUCAAGAGUUCAUUAGGAAGAAGUAUUAGCCUCGACCCCAGGCCGAUCUGUCUCCAAUUGAACGCUAGGUCGUCUACAACAGUGACCUGUCAGGCUAAUGGAAGUUGGACUGCAAGACCAAGUUGCUCACCUAUCUCUUGUGGCAACCCUCCGACCAUUCCCAAUGGGUCCAGGACUUUCACUGGCACCACAUUUGGAGAUACGGCCAUCUACACCUGUAACACUGGGUACCAACUGUCAGGAGCAGCUACAAUGAUCUGUCAGGCUAGUGGAAGUUGGAGUACUGCACCGACUUGCCCACCUGUCCCCUGUGGUAGCCCUCCGACCAUUCCCAAUGGGUCCAGGACCUUCACUGGUACGAUAUUUGAGGAUACGGCCACAUACACCUGUGACGAUGGCUAUCAACUGUCAGGAUCAUCUACAGUGACCUGUCAAGCUAGUGGAAGUUGGAGUGCAAGACCAACUUGCCCACCUGUCUCCUGUGGCAACCCUCCCACUAUUCCCAAUGGGUCCAGGACUUUCACUGAUACAACAAUUGGGGAGAUGGUCACCUACAUCUGUGACAAUGGCUAUCAACGUUCAGGAUCAGCUGCAGUAAUGUGCCAGGCUAGCGGAAGUUGGAGCACAAUACCAAGCUGUAAUGUAGCUCCUCAGCCUGGCUCUUGUGACAAUCCUCCGACCAUUCCCAAUGGAUUCAGGACUUUUGUUGGUACAUCAUUUGGAGAGUCGGCAUUUUACACCUGUAACAGUGGAUAUCAACGUUUAGGAUCAGCUACAGUGACCUGUCAGGCUAGUCGAAGUUGGAGUACUAGACCAACUUGUAAAGCAAUUUGUCCUCCUCUCACUCUUGUGAAUGGAGUGGUUGCUUACCUUCCAAGCAGUUCCGUCAUACUAGAAGGAACAGUAGCUCAACACAGCUGUAACACUGGCUACCGUCUCUCUGGAAACGGUACGAGACUCUGCAGCAAUAAUAAUGGCACUGCUGGUGUUUGGAGUUUGCCAAAUUUAUCAUGUAGAGGUAUCAUAAUUCAACUCCGUUUUGGUGGUGUACGUGAUUGCAGUCAGUACACUGCCUCUGAAAUGGUUCAGAAAACUGAUGACAUCACUGCCACACUUGUGCAAGGUGUCAUUGCUUCUUGUAAUUGUCGUUUAAACUCAACUUUCUUGUUUAACGCGUUUCUGAAAUGCUUUGCUGAUUCUCCACAACAUGUGACAUACAGAGCAACAUUGUUGAGCUCAAGUGAUCUGUCCACAUCAAAAGUGCUUGAGUAUAUAGAGAAAUGGAUUCAUUCCACUUCAAGUGUGAUUAUUCAGAAUCUUAAUCUUAACCUCAAUUCAACUUGUCCAACAGUUAUUGCUGACUUCGAUAGCUUGGAAUGCCCAGUACAAGACCCUUUGUCCGUUUUGGAUAACAUUGCUGUUAUUACAAGCUCUGUAAUGGCUAUUGUUAUUUUUAUGUUCGUUCUGUUUGUUGUUUUUAUUCUCAUCAAGAGACGUCGAAGCAAAACUGCCAAUAACCGGGACUCUUUAGAAACGACAAGCAGUAACAGAAAUCUGAACACUACCGGAACUAAUUUCCCAACCAUCCCUCGCCCCCAUGUGGGUAUCCCCUCACUCUCUACGGAGUAUGAAGUGCCUGAGGCAACAGCAUACCCAGAGUAUGAUGAGGUAGGACCUCCUGUGGUGAAAGAUGGCAAGAAUCAGUACAGCUUUGACGUGGACCCUUGUCCUGCGUACGGACAAACGACUUUGAAGAAAAGAUCACCUUGACCUCAACUAAAAUGGAACCCCAGUAUAGUGACUAUAAUUGUUUUGUUGGACUAAAAAUAAUAAUAAUUAUGCUUGACAAUGUAUUAACAUUUAUAUAUAGCACUUAGUGUA
This is a messenger RNA of Halichondria panicea, 2703 nucleotides long. RefSeq names its product sushi, von Willebrand factor type A, EGF and pentraxin domain-containing protein 1-like. The record is from RefSeq and is a predicted model, not a curated record. Bases 301 to 2592 code for a protein of 763 amino acids. The transcript has 13 exons. Lineage: Eukaryota; Metazoa; Porifera; Demospongiae; Suberitida; Halichondriidae.